AUGGCGAACGACGAUUACAACUGGCUCGCGGGCUUUGAUCAACUCGAUAACUAUCUGCAGAGGUCUAUAGGCAAUGGAGCUUCUUCCGGUGAACCUACCCCUGCACACACGUCGCCGUACACAACACCUUCCGCGUUUCAAGCGCCCACAAACCAACCUCAUCCACCACCACCACCUACGCAAUAUGCACCGGCAGGGAUGAUUCCACCGGGCGCGCAAUUCCAGCACAAUAUCAACGACGGAUAUGUCACGGCGCACCACCACCCCGAACACUUUGCCGGCGAGAGCUCCGCGAGACCACAGAAUAGCUUCCAAUUCCCGCCCGCUGGUCCUGCGCAGAGUCACUACCAAUCGCCAGUGCACUAUCUCCCACGCUCUGCAGCUUUGCCAGCCUCAGCUCCUUCAUACCCCCCAGCCCAACGCUUUCCGACUCUCUCGGCUCCGGAACCAUCACCGCUACCGUCCUACAUUCCGCGACAGGGGGUCAUAGCAGCGGACAUGGAAGCGGCGCGCGCCGCAAAAAGGCUUUGCAUAUCCAAGUCGCGCUCUCACUUGGAUCCUGUGGGUCACUCGGCAUCUCGAGUUCCGCCCAAGACAGGAUUGUAUAAGACUAUGGAUUCGGUGAAUGGUGCCGCGGGGAGUUUGGUCAAACCAGUUGGCGGACCACCCGGCGGGCAACCCAGCCCCGGUGGAAAGUUCGUCGCAUAUUCUUAUGCUCCGCGCGAUCCCAAUAAUAAGCGCUUCCUCAAGGACCGCGUGGACAUGGCCAAACGUCUUACGACGAGCGAUGGGAUGAAAAAGACGACCUAUGAUCCUAAAACGAUCGCUAGGGAUGUCUUGAUUUCGGCGGGCCGUCACCCGAAGGAGGCUGCUCUGAAUCACCAUCUCUCCCGUUUGCGCGACGUGUUCACUCAUAUUGAUACGUCGUCCGAUCUGUCGACCUUCCGGUGGGAUUUGGUCGAUCCCGGCCCUGAUAAGACACGUGACCAGCACGCGUCCGCGCCCCGACCGGAGACUCCCGCGAUCCCGCCCCAGCUUCCCGCCGCGCAACCCACGCCGCCGUUGCCCACGGUCGAUGAUCGGGAACUCUCGACACACCAACCUCCCCAGCACGCUCAGCAACAAGAGAAUUCCCCACCCGUGCCUGUCUCGCAGUCACCACUGCCACCACCGAUACCACAACCCCACGUGCACUCCCCACCCCCACCCAAACCGCAACCUACGCCCCAACCCAAAUCCCAACCCAAGCCCCAAUCCAAACCCCAACCCAAACCCCAACCUAAGUCCCAGCCCGCGCCCCAGCCUGUUUCUCAGGCACCUACACCUGCACCUCCGCAGCCGUGCCCGAAGCCCGAGGUGCGCCUCCCGACGCCGAUCGUGGAGAUGGGGAGACCACCGGGCAAAAGACCAGUCGGACGACCGCCGGGGCGGCCGGCCGGCAGCACCAAGGUCCCGAUGGUGGUGCCACCACCUCUACCGGUAUCGUACCAGGUGUACGCGUGUCGAUGGCAGAACUGUCAAGCCGAAUUACACAACCUGGAGAUGCUGCGAAAACACAUUCUGAAGCUCCACGUGCCCUAUUCGAUCAGCUGCGCGUGGAAGGGGUGCAAGUUCAAGGGACAUCUGCCGGCGUGGCAGCUGUUCGAACACAUCAAGACGGCGCACCUGGACUCCAUCGCCUGGAAGCAAGGUGAUGGGCCGUCGGUGAAUGGACCUGGUGAGAAAGCGCCUUGA
This is a messenger RNA of Aspergillus candidus, 1734 nucleotides long. RefSeq names its product putative C2H2 finger domain protein. The coding region runs from base 1 to 1734 and encodes 577 amino acids. Lineage: Eukaryota; Fungi; Ascomycota; Eurotiomycetes; Eurotiales; Aspergillaceae. The record is from RefSeq and is a predicted model, not a curated record. The transcript has a single exon.